Messenger RNA from Catharus ustulatus (Swainson's thrush), 1972 nucleotides. Its product is annotated as dual specificity protein phosphatase 13-like. Gene Ontology annotation, cellular component: cytoplasm. Gene Ontology annotation, biological process: protein dephosphorylation; negative regulation of MAPK cascade. The transcript is spliced from 5 exons. Gene Ontology annotation, molecular function: MAP kinase phosphatase activity; protein tyrosine/serine/threonine phosphatase activity. The record is from RefSeq and is a predicted model, not a curated record. NCBI's taxonomy places the organism in Eukaryota, Metazoa, Chordata, Aves, Passeriformes, Turdidae. Bases 499 to 1113 code for a protein of 204 amino acids.
GGAACAGCACCACAGCUUAUGUGAGGACAGGAGUAGAUUUUUUUGUGUAAGAUCCACUUAGAGCAGAACAUUCAUUUUUCUGGCUGUUCCCCAUUGCAUCAGGGACAGAGUGCUGAGCUAAUCCAGGGAGGCGUCAAGGCGCGAGCUGUAUUUAGAGUCAGCCACCUGCUUGGGAAUAUCAAGCGGCAGAAAGAGCCUGCUUCAGCAAAAACCUCCCCUGUGUAUUCCACAGCAGCGGCUUCCAGCAGGCCCUCCCUUCUCUGCCUGACUCUGCAUGAGGCCUCCAAAGCGCUCAGCACCUGAAGACAGCCCUUAUCAGCCCAGGAAUGCUCUGAGCCUGGCACUCCCUCUGCCCAGGAACUGCCAGAUAUUUUGGACAGCUGCAAGGUGGAAUUAAAUCACGUGGGUGAAGAGUGGCCUAAUCUCUACAUAGGCAAUAUACAGCUUCUUUAUCAAGCUGAGGAAAACGAAAAGCUGUCUCUGAUACAGCCUGAGUGCAUGCAAGGGAGCAGCAAGAUGCCUCACACCAGAAACUCUUCAUCUCUGACUAGCAGCACUUCCUAUGAAACACCAGCACUAUCAGAUCUCCAGCAGCUCCUGUGGCUCAGAGGAGGCUCUGACAAUCACGUGGACCAAGUCUGGCCAAAUAUCUACCUGGGAGAUGCGUGGGCUGCUAGGAGCAAAACUACACUUCAAAGCCUCAACAUUACUCAUAUCCUUAAUGCAGCAGACGGACCAUAUAGCAUCAACACAGGAGCCAAAUAUUAUGCAGAUCUGCAAAUAGAGUACUAUGGAGUAGAAGCAUUUGAUGAUCCUUCCUUCGAUUUAAGUACCUUCUUCUAUGAUGCUGCCAAUUUCAUAGGCAAGGCCUUAAACUCUCCAGGAGGUAAGGUGUUCGUUCAUUGUGCCAUGGGAGUGAGCCGCUCAGCAACUUUAGUGCUUGCCUUUUUAAUGAUCCGUGAAAACAUGACACUUGUGGAUGCUCUGAAGGCAGUGAGUGCUCACAGAAACAUCUGUCCGAAUUCAGGGUUCCUCAGUCAGCUCCAGGACUUGGACAUUAAGCUGAAUGAAGAGAGGAAAGGAACCAGAGCAUCUGCUGCCAAAGGCCUGUAGGAGAGUAUUGCUGAAAGACAGAGGACAAAAUCUUGUUUGAGUUGCCUGUAUCUCUUAUAGAUGAACUGCAUUUAUAAAUUUAGGAUACAAGUUUAUGAGACACCAGGAUGCAUGUUAUUAAUAAAAAUAGAUUUUGCUUGAUCUUUCCAUUUUGCAAAGCCUUCCUAGAUUUAUAUUUAUGAUCGGUUGUAUACUCUAUCCUUCCCUCUCCACCUUAAAACACUGCUGUCUGCUAGUUUAAAAGAAAAAAAAAAAAAGAAAGAAAAAAAAAAGAGAGAUCAGGUUCCACUUCAGAAAUAGCUGUGUUUCAGCAACUAGUGAAGCUCAUAUCACUUUAUGAAGUGUUAGGCUAUUUGAGGUGAAAGAUGCCAUAUUAUUUAUGCUACAGUAAUGCUUAGAAGUUUUCUUACAAACCCACCCCCCACCCCUUCACUCCCUGUAUCUCAGACGGUUUGUAUUUUGAGACUUGAAUCUGGCACUGGUUAGUUCUUGGUUUUACAACUGGUGGAGCUCCUGAGCUGGGGUAAGAGGCUGUUUAAAGGCAGAGCAGCUGGGAAGCAGCAUGAGCCACUCUAAGAAAUUAUUCCAGGUAUCUCUACAGGCUUUUCCUUUUGGCUGUUCAUCAGAGGUUUUUUCCUCCAUGAAAAUGCAUUUCCUUGAGAGGGCAUUUAAACACUGUCCAUCUUCCAUAUUAAAAAUCAUCCAGGAAGUGCUGCAGAAAAUGGUUCUAAAGAAGACGGUGGGUUCCUGGCUAAGGCUGGUACAGGACAAUAUUUGACAGAGUUCAAUGUAUCCCAAAUUUGUCUGGCAGUUCAAAAUUACAAAACUUGGGAUUUUCUUUCUAAAAAAUAAAAGGUUA